This is a messenger RNA of Syngnathus acus (greater pipefish), 2834 nucleotides long. Its product is annotated as monocarboxylate transporter 9-like. The transcript has 6 exons. The record is from RefSeq and is a predicted model, not a curated record. Lineage: Eukaryota; Metazoa; Chordata; Actinopteri; Syngnathiformes; Syngnathidae. Gene Ontology annotation, biological process: monocarboxylic acid transport; transmembrane transport. The coding region runs from base 267 to 1754 and encodes 495 amino acids. Gene Ontology annotation, molecular function: monocarboxylic acid transmembrane transporter activity.
ACAGCUUCCAACCGGUUUGCUCACUGGCCACAAAGCGGCCAGGAAACAAGAAGAAGGCGGAGGUGCAGUGCGCUGAUGCUCAGCGUCUAGUCGACACCUCCUCUCACCCAAAAAAAAAAAAUAAAUCUUCCCUCUCUACUAAAACGCACUCAGGAGGCUCUCCAUCCUACAUGGAAAGUUGCCGCGGAGGAGCGCGCAUCACCGCCGCAAGCACCGGCUGCUGUUGAUCUGAGGAAGCCCUUCCUCACUCGGUGGGCAGCAGCAACAUGGCUUCCAGAGUGCUGGAUGGCGGCUGGGGAUGGGCCAUUGUGGUGGCCUCCUUUCUGGCCCAGCUGCUGGCCUACGGCUCCCCGCAGUCAGUGGGCGUCCUCUACCCUGAGUGGCUGCACACCUUCCAAGAGGGCAAAGGCAUGACGGCCUGGGUGGGCUCCCUGGUGGCCGGAGUGGGCCUCAUUGCUAGUCCCGUGUGCAGCGCUUGUGUGGACAACUUUGGCGCUCGCCCCGUCACCAUCUUCAGCGGCGUCAUGGUAGCCGGCGGCCUGAUGCUCAGUGCCUUCGCGCCCAACGUCCAGUUCCUCAUUUUCUCUUACGGCAUUGUCGUCGGUCUUGGCUGCGGUCUCGUCUACGCGGCCACCUUGACAAUCACCUGUCAAUAUUUUGACAAGAGACGCGGGCUUGCCCUCGGCGUGGUCACCACAGGCACCAGUGUGGGAGCCUUCAUCUACGCCACGGCUCAGAACGAGCUCAUCGUGCUGUACGGCCUAGACGGCUGCCUCUUGAUCAUCGGCGCGCUGGCGCUAAACCUCAUGGCCUGCGCCGGCUUCAUGAGGCCCCUCAACAUGCCGGGCUACUACCUCAAACAGAGGGCGGCCCUGGAACGCAACACGGAGCAGCAGCUCUUUGAAAAGCCCCAGCCGGACGACCUGAAGACGGCGCCGGGUUCAACGGCGUGUGCUCAGGACAAAAGCCUGAUGGCGAAGGAGCUUCUCAUCACCACCGACGGCAUUCGGGUAGAGACAAAGAGGAGCGGCUUCCUGGCUCGGCUGGGCAUCAUGAGAGUCAUCAAGAAGAAGAGGAUGGCCUACUCCAAGUACAUGAGCUCCAUGCACAAGCUCCUGCACGAGGAAGGCAUGGUGGCCUUCUGCAUCGGUGUCUUCCUGUUCAGCCUGGGAGCGUUCCCUCCCGUGCUCUUGAUCGAGGACGUGGCGCAGAGCCAGGGACUCAUCGAAGAAGUCAGCGUCAUUCCACUGGUGUCCAUCGGAGCCAUCGCAACGUGCGUGGGCAAACUGGUGCUGGGUGUCCUGGUGGACAUCAGGUGGAUCAACAGCAUCUACCUGUACGCCUUCACCAUGUUUGCGGGAGGCGUGGCGCUCUUGCUCAUCCCCGUCACUAAAAGCUACUUGGGACUGCAGAUCCUCUCCGCCAUCCUGGGCUUCUUCUCUGGAAACUGGUCCAUCACUUCGUACAUCACCACAAAGAUAGUCGGCUUGGACAGACUCACGCAAGCCCACGGGAUCGUCAUGUUCUUCGGUGGAUUUGGAAUCAUGCUGGGACCACCUGUUGUUGGCUGGUUCUUCGACUGGACGCAGUCUUACGACCUGGCGUUCUACUUCAGCGGGAGCUGCGUGUUGCUGGGAGCGCUGGUUCUCUUCCUGCUCACGCUGCCUUGCCGGAACAGGAAGGCCACGUCCGACAAGGACCGAGCGGACGUCCAGUUCACCAGCAACUGCGACAAAGUGGCCUCUGUCGCGUGAAUGCUGGCACGUUGGGGAAACGCGCCAGCACUUGCUCAGCACCUUCGAGCACAAGCACGGUUUGCCCUCUUUUCUGCUGCCAGGUUUGCGUGCACCAAAAUACUUUCCAGAGCCAAUCCAGGCCUUUCCUCCCAAAACCAUGCCUGCAUUUCUCAGGUUCAUGCCAAACUCACAAAGUGUACUGUGGGCGGCCAUCUUUAUUUUUUAGCCUCACUGAUCUAGGCAGACAGCUAGAAAUGCACAAACAACCUUCAAGAAUUAAGGAGACUGUUUUUUGUUCAUUUGUUCUGAAGCAACAAGAUGUUUUUGUAUGUACACCCGAAUUCCAAAAGCAUCAAUGAUAGACAAUGCCUAUUGACGCGAAAUGCCUAUUUGAACAAUGCACAGGCCUUGCUUUGUUCUUAAUCAAGUUUUUACUUUUCAUAACUGUUUAUCACAACAUGAGCUACAAUCGCACAAUCCACCAAGCUCCAAUACAAGAGCUGGGCCAAAAAGAUAAUAACGCUCAGUAUUUUAACAAUAUUUACGUAUCAAUGUUGUGUUUCAACUUUCUUUUACUGCCCUGGAGUGUGCAGGCGUGCCUAAUCCGUUUUUAGGAUCAGCAAGUAAAACCUGAUGUUGUUUUCAUGAUUUUGUCCAUUUGUGGCAUAAUUAUGUUGACCUGCCGGGCUGGUCCUUUUUCAUGCAGUUUUUGUAUGUUGUGUGUUGUCUGUGCAUGCACACAAUGUGAAGGUUUAUGCGUUGUUUGAUGCGCUUUUAUGCUAGCCUAGUUAAGUCCUAUGUAGCACUGACUUUAAUAUGCACCUGGCUGUAGAGCUGUUAGUCGACAUGUUUUAAGUUAGAACUGUGUACGUCAUGCAAUCACACGUAGACUUUGAGAAUCAUUGAAUGUUGUUCAAGACACCGCUAAAAAUAGUUGUUAUUUUUGGGGGCAUUUUGUGUCUGUCCAAGUUGCAGACAUGAUGCAACUGACACUGAUUUUGCAUAAAGACAGUUAUGCCUGUUUUCUAACAGUUAUAUCUACGUAUUUUAUUUGUUAUUUUGUAUGCAUUGAGCCAAUAAAAUAUGUUUUCAAUACUU